UUUGCAAAGUUGAAAAGCUCACCACCCUGACCGCCAUGGACACGGAAAGCCAGCUGCGACGCUUGCGUAAAAGUGUCGAGGAGCAAAGCCAAGAGUUGGCAAGGCUUUUGUCGGAGCUGGGUCAGCAAAGCCGUGUGGUGAAGCUUUUGGAUGAGACCUUACAGCAGACUUCGCAGCAGACCAUCACUUUGGAGCACCGGCUCUCCAACCUGGAGCACGAGCGCGAGACCAGCAGCCGCUCGACGCGGAGCGCCUUUGAAUCGCUGGGCGCCCGCGUCACUGAGCUUGGAGUUGAAGUUGCAGAGUUGCCCACCGCACGAGAGAUGCAGGCCAGCUGGCAGCAGCUUGCGCAAUCCGUGGAAACCUCUGAAAGGGUGUUGCGCGCAGAGCAGCAGGAGGCGUUGCAAUCCUUGAGCUGCCGAUUGGAGGCAACACGCUGGCCCGGCACUUCUUCACAGGACUCCGAUCAUUGCCGUCAAGAUGUGACGUCCUUGCAAAUGCAAAUCUUGGAAGAUCUAGCUGAACAGCAGAGACAGGACAUCACAGAGCCCGUGGCAGUCGUGGCUGCCCCAGUCGUGGCAGUUCCGUUGGUGAAGCGCCUCAGAGUGGCGGAAGAGAAGCUUUCAAGCUUGGACAACUACAACAAGGUGGAGCAUGAGUGUUUGCAGCAGAGAAUUGACCUGAAGGCAAGCCAGGCGGACCUGGAAGCUGUGCAGAAGGAGCUUGCCAGGAAGGCAGAGCUUGGACACACCCACGAUUGUUUGGUCUCUGCCGACGGCUCCGUCACAUUCUCUUUAUAGCGAUCCUUGGUGUAGUUUUGGUGCAUGCCUGCUGGCGAACUCGGGAAGAAUGAACAGGAACAGUUCAGCAAAACGUGUGUGCUUUAAUCACAGCAUCCCAUUGUUUAGCUGCUGCAGCAAGCGCCCACUUGCGAGUGCCAACAAGUUCCUCUUCUGCAAUGAUUGUCCGUAUUUGUUCUCCUUAUAGUUCACUGGAGGUACAGCAUAGAGUGCGCAUUCUUCAAUGAAUUCGACGAGAAGGAUACAAGAAGACAGUGUGAAACUGCACAAUACUUACUGUAGAUUAGUUGGUGUGGCUCAACUCAC
Durusdinium trenchii is the source of this 1106-nucleotide messenger RNA. The record is from the annotation of a GenBank genome assembly. NCBI's taxonomy places the organism in Eukaryota, Dinophyceae, Suessiales, Symbiodiniaceae.